Molecule: messenger RNA, 369 nt
Organism: Elephantulus edwardii (Cape elephant shrew)
Lineage: Eukaryota; Metazoa; Chordata; Mammalia; Macroscelidea; Macroscelididae
Gene: PFDN1
Product: prefoldin subunit 1
Exons: 4
Coding region: 1-369 (122 amino acids)
Biological process (GO): protein folding
Cellular component (GO): prefoldin complex; cytoplasm
Molecular function (GO): protein folding chaperone
Source: RefSeq, a predicted model, not a curated record
AUGGCUGCCCCCGUGGAUCUGGAGUUGAAGAAGGCCUUUACAGAGCUUCAAGCCAAAGUUAUUGACACGCAACAGAAAGUGAAGCUUGCAGACAUACAGAUUGAACAGCUAACCAGAACAAAAAAACAUGCACAUCUUACAGAUACAGAGAUCAUGACUUUGGUGGAUGAAACUAACAUGUAUGAAGGUGUAGGAAGAAUGUUUAUUCUUCAGUCAAAGGAGGUAAUUCACAACCAGCUAUUAGAAAAACAGAAAAUAGCAGAAGAAAAAAUUAAAGAACUGGAACAGAAGAAAUCAUACCUUGAACGGAGUGUGAAGGAGGCUGAGGACAACAUCCGGGAGAUGCUGAUGGCACGCAGGGCCCAGUAG